GGGCCGCGGCCGCCCGCCGCAGCGCCCGGCGCGCGCGGGCCGUGACCGGGUCGGGGCCCAUGGGCGCGCCGAGCCGGGCGCGGGGCCGCUGAGCGCGGGCGGGCGCGGCCGGGCAGCCAUGGACUGCAGCCUGGUGCGGACGCUCGUGCGCAGAUACUGUGCUGGAGAAGAGAACUGGGUGGACAGUCGGACCAUCUACGUGGGGCACAGGGAGCCCCCCCCAGGUGCUGAGGCCUACAUUCCGCAGAGGCACCCCGACAACAGAAUCGUCUCCUCCAAGUACACAUUUUGGAACUUCAUACCCAAGAACUUAUUUGAACAAUUCAGAAGAAUAGCCAACUUUUAUUUUCUUAUCAUAUUUCUGGUACAGUUGAUCAUCGACACCCCCACGAGCCCCGUAACCAGUGGGCUUCCGCUGUUCUUUGUCAUCACCGUCACGGCUAUCAAACAGGGCUAUGAGGACUGGCUUCGCCAUAAGGCAGACAACGCCAUGAACCAGUGCCCUGUGCAUUUCAUCCAGCACGGCAAGCUGGUGCGGAAGCAGAGCCGAAAGCUGAGGGUCGGGGACAUCGUCAUGGUCAAGGAGGACGAGACCUUCCCCUGUGACUUGAUCUUCCUCUCCAGCAGCCGCGGGGAUGGGACCUGCCACGUGACCACCGCCAGCUUAGAUGGAGAAUCCAGUCACAAAACCCACUAUGCCGUUCAGGACACGAAGGGGUUUCAUACUGAAGAGGAUAUAGACGGCUUGCACGCCACGAUUGAGUGUGAGCAGCCCCAGCCCGACCUGUACAAGUUCGUCGGCCGCAUCAACGUCUACAACGAUCAGAACGACCCCGUGGUGAGGCCCCUGGGGUCGGAGAACUUGCUUCUCAGAGGAGCCACGCUGAAGAACACCGAGAAGAUCUUUGGUGUUGCUAUUUACACAGGCAUGGAAACCAAGAUGGCAUUAAAUUAUCAGUCAAAAUCCCAGAAACGAUCUGCUGUAGAAAAAUCCAUGAACGUGUUCCUCAUUGUGUACCUCUGCAUUCUGAUCAGUAAAGCGCUGAUAAACACCAUCCUGAAGUACGUGUGGCAGAGCGAACCGUUCCGGGACGAGCCGUGGUAUAAUCAGAAAACCGAGUCAGAAAGACAGAGGAACCUGUUCCUCAGGGCGUUCACGGACUUCCUGGCCUUUAUGGUCCUCUUCAACUACAUCAUCCCCGUGUCCAUGUACGUCACGGUGGAGAUGCAGAAGUUCCUGGGCUCGUAUUUCAUCACCUGGGAUGAAGAAAUGUUUGAUGAGGACACAGGGGAAGGGCCUCUGGUCAACACCUCGGAUUUAAAUGAAGAAUUAGGACAGGUCGAGUACAUCUUCACGGACAAAACCGGUACGCUCACGGAGAACAACAUGGAGUUCAAGGAGUGCUGCAUUGAGGGCCACGUGUACGUGCCACAUGCCGUGUGCAACGGGCAGGUGCUCCCCGGCACCUUUGGCAUCGACAUGAUCGACUCCUCCCCGGGCGCCGGCACCAGGGAGCGAGAAGAGCUGUUUUUCCGGGCCCUGUGUCUGUGCCACACCAUCCAGGUGAAGGAUGACGAUGACGUGGAUGGCCCGAGGAAGUCGCCAGACUCGGGGAAAUCCUGUGUGUACAUCUCGUCUUCUCCUGACGAGGUGGCCCUCGUCGAGGGUGUCCAGAGACUUGGCUUCACGUACCUGCGGCUGAAGGACAACUACAUGGAGAUCUUAAAUAGGGAGAACGACGUGGAAAGGUUUGAAUUGCUGGAAAUUUUGAGUUUUGACUCAGUAAGAAGGAGAAUGAGUGUGAUUGUAAAAUCUGCUACAGGAGAAAUCUAUCUGUUCUGCAAAGGAGCAGAUUCUUCAAUAUUUCCCCGGGUGAUAGAAGGCAAAGUCGACCAGAUCCGGGCCAGAGUGGAGCGCAAUGCGGUGGAGGGACUUCGAACCUUGUGCGUUGCCUACAAAAGGCUUGUUCCGGAAGAAUACGAAGGUGUUUGUGCACUGCUGCAGGCCGCCAAAGUGGCUCUUCAGGACCGAGAGAGGAAGCUAGCGGAGGCCUACGAGCAAGUAGAGAAGGACCUCAUCCUGCUCGGCGCCACGGCUGUGGAGGACAGGCUCCAGGAGAAAGCUGCCGACACCAUAGAAGCCCUGCAGAAGGCCGGGAUCAAAGUCUGGGUUCUCACCGGGGACAAGAUGGAGACGGCAGCCGCCACCUGCUACGCCUGCAAGCUGUUCAGGAGGAACACGCAGUUGCUCGAGCUCACCACCAAGAAGAUUGAGGAGCAGAGUCUACACGACGUCCUGUUUGAGCUGAGCAAGACCGUCCUACGCCACAGCGGGAGCCUAACCAGGGACAACUUCUCAGGACUCUCAGCCGACAUGCAGGACUACGGUUUGAUCAUUGACGGAGCGGCGCUGUCCCUGAUCAUGAAGCCCCGUGAGGACGGGAGCUGCGGCAACUACCGGGAGCUCUUCCUGGAGAUCUGUCGUAACUGCAGCGCUGUGCUGUGCUGUCGCAUGGCGCCCCUGCAGAAGGCUCAGAUUGUUAAAUUAAUCAAACUUUCAAAGGAGCACCCUAUUACUUUAGCCAUCGGCGAUGGCGCCAACGACGUCAGCAUGAUCCUGGAGGCGCACGUGGGCAUCGGCGUCAUUGGGAAGGAAGGUCGUCAGGCCGCAAGGAACAGCGACUAUGCAGUCCCGAAAUUUAAGCACCUGAAGAAGAUGCUGCUCGUUCACGGGCAUUUCUAUUACAUCAGGAUAUCUGAGCUUGUGCAGUACUUCUUCUAUAAGAAUGUCUGCUUCAUUUUCCCUCAGUUUUUAUACCAGUUCUUCUGUGGAUUUUCGCAACAGACUUUGUACGACACUGCCUACCUGACUCUGUACAACAUCAGCUUCACCUCCCUCCCGAUCCUCUUGUACAGCCUGAUGGAACAGCACGUCAGCAUCGACACGCUGCGGAGAGACCCCUCCCUCUACAGAGAUAUCGCCAAGAACGCUCUGCUCCGUUGGCGCGUGUUCAUCUAUUGGACAUUCUUAGGAGUAUUUGAUGCUCUGGUAUUUUUCUUUGGUGCUUACUUCAUGUUUGAAAACACAACAGUGACCAGCAAUGGACAGAUCUUUGGAAACUGGACCUUUGGGACGCUGGUGUUCACUGUGAUGGUAUUUACAGUCACACUAAAGUUGGCGCUCGAUACGCACUACUGGACUUGGAUAAACCACUUUGUCAUCUGGGGGUCCCUGCUGUUCUACGUCGUCUUCUCCCUCCUCUGGGGAGGGAUUAUCUGGCCGUUCCUGAAUUACCAGAGAAUGUACUAUGUGUUCAUCCAGAUGUUGUCCAGCGGCCCUGCCUGGCUGCUCAUCAUCCUGCUCAUCACUGUCAGCCUCCUUCCUGACGUUCUCAAGAAAGUCCUGUGCAGGCAGCUGUGGCCCAGUGCCACAGAGAGAGUCCAGACUAAGAGCCAGUGCCUUUCUGUUGAGCAGUCCACCAUCUUUAUGCUCUCUCAGACCUCCAGCAGUCUGAGUUUCUAACGGAACAAGAGCACGAAACUCAAAGCAUCGGUCGCCGCUGCGCCGGGCACGGACGGGCCACUUCUGAAGGACCUCUUGCCACGGCCGAGGCGCCAUUAGCCAAGGAUAGGUAACCGUGUCUGCCACGCCGCCUGGCAGGCCUUCUGGGUGUGCUGUGAUCCUUCCAAACUGUCUGCUUUUCCUCCAAAGUUUUGCUGUGCCGUUUUGAUAACAAAGGUUCAUGAUGAAAAAAACAGAACAAAAACAUUUUUUACACACACGUGUUUCUGUCCCAGGUAAGUGACCUGCCUGAGCGUGUCUGGGCCGCACGUGGCCGUGCACUGCUCGUGUGCACACGCACAUGUGUGCCGUGGCCUUCCACGCGCGUUUGCGGGAUCCGCUCAGCCAGCGUGUUCAGUGCUUAGUUUGCCAGAGCAAAGCUCAUUCCUCGGCCUUGGUUGUGGAACGAGCUUCACCCAGAAGGUCUCUCAGGAAAGACCGUAUUUUGACAAGACGGUGGAAGAUUGCAUGGUUUGCGUGGGACGUUGGCCCAGGCAGACGUCCGACACAGGUGUCCCGUUGUCCGUCAGCCGCCCCCGGGGGCUGUGUCUGCCCCAGAGAGGCCCGGAAAUGCAGCCGCACUCACGACGCGCCCUGAGCCGGGUGUCUCCGGGGUGACAGGCACAGCCUUCUCUGCCCGGGGACGGUUAUUCCUGUAAGACCGAUUUCUCCCGGACUGCUUCCCCAGGCUCUGCUGCCCGGUAAACUUAACAACGGCUGGGUGAGGUUGCUGGCCUCCUUGGGCCGUAAGAACCUGCACACGCUGAGGUUGCCCGCGUGCGUGGAGGGGACCGUGGACCCCAGCCCCGGUCCCCGGGGCCUCUGGCAGAGGUUUCGCACAUGACGGAGCCAAGCGGGGCAGCCGCUGGUGGCCAGAAUGCGGUCACAUGGGACACGCACCGACCGUGUCUGGAACGGGAGGCCUGCGGGCAGCGGCAGAGCAGGCUGGGCGGGGUCCUUGGGGAGGGUCCCGGGACUGACGCUGUCCUCUGUGUUCUCCAACAGAGCACAUGCGUGCGCGGCCAGGACUACCUCCCCGAACUCACCCUCCUGGCCUGCCCGCAGAGCCCCAGCCCCUGGGCCGUGUGGCCGGGCCCGCACACAAAGCAGGGGACGCUGACGUGACCUCCCCUCGCCGGUCUCCUGCACAACCACCACCACCCCGGCCCUGCGCCCGAUGGGGGGACCGCUGGUGGAACCAGGACAAGCCUUUGAGAGCCGCACGUGUGUGCUUCUCCCCGCCCCCGAAGGAGGGAUGAGAACCACGGGACGUGUCUGGGACGCGUGGCUGGCAGUCGCCACCUCUCGUGGGGCUGGGGGCCCCCACAGCCUCCCUUGGGCAUUUGGUUGGGCUCACGCGACCCACUGCAUCCCGGGCCAGGGCCUCCAGCCCCAGACGCCGCCGGAGGAGGGCACCUGCGUGGAGGUGGGCCGUCGGCUCGAGCGGGGGUGGCCACACGGCCAACUGUCCGAGCACAGGGGCCUUGUCCUCCCCGUGGGGCGGGCCGGCCUUGCCUCCGUGCCUCCUUGUCCAGAGCGCUCCAGUCCUCGUGCUUCUGGAACUGGCCGGACCAGACCCUGGCGUCACCGUGCUCCUACAGCCUGUCGGAGUCCUGGACUGUGUCCUGCUUCUGUCCAAACCCGCUACCUAGCGAAGCUGCUUUCAGGGUCCUGUCCGACUCGGGGUUCGUCCCUCUGAGGGAGGACUAGCAUCCCCCGUGUGAAUCUGAGUGGUUCCCAUCCCCAGCUGCCCCUGUGGAGAAAAAACAUCGUGUGUGACGAAUGGAGAACACUGUCCCUUCCAGCCUUCCCAAUACGAGAUAGGAGCUGGUGUUCCUCACACCUCCACGGAUAGAGCCUCCCCGCGUUCUCUUGUCCAGAGAGCUUCCCCAGUUGUAGGGGAAGGCUGGUGGUCGGGGGCCGGGGGCCCGACCCUUCGAUGUCCUCAUGGAGAGGUGGCCUCCAGGGGCCACGUCCAUCUUCCAAAAUCUAUUUCAGGCCCACACAGGUCUGACGGUGAGGCGGUAUCUGAAUCCUGAGAAGCAGGAUUGCCGCCCUGGCCCGCUGCCCAUGGCCGAGACCCGGACCAAGCCCUGCGUGUUCUGUUGGAUAAGCGCUGUGUUGUGAUCCGCUGUCCAGGGCGUCAUUUGGGGUGGGCAGACCUUGAGGCUGCUGCGUUGACAGUCCCGGUCCCUUCUCUGUACUGCUGUUUGUUUCUAGAAGUGACCUCCUUGACGUAGCCUUAAUGGUCCACAAAGAAGACAUUUCAGUCUGAGAUUCAAAGUGUGGAUGUGGAAACGGAUGCCUUUUGAGAAAAACAUCGCCCGAAGCUAAACGACAAGCCGGCCCCUUGCCCGCUGCCGGGUUCCAGGCUGUGGCCCCGGCGACGCUGGUGAGUGAACACGGAGUCUGCUUCAGAGACGCUCCAUGCCGCAUAGGCAUUUUGGGAAGCCCAGAUUUCACAAUUUGUAUAAUGUUUCGCCUAUAAGAUAUUUAUUUGAACUAGGGGAUGAACUGACUGCGUACACAGAGUAGUUGGGGUAAGUCCAGGUGAAGUAGCAACAGCAAACCAAAGACCCGGAGAAAGGACGGGGAGUGCACGGGGGUCUCCGCCCUCUGCCCCGCGCGCCCCGCCCCCCGUCCGCGCUAGGCCCGCAGCAGUGGUGUGUGCAUUUUUACAGCCGUUUUUAAGAACCUAAUAUGGGUAUAAAUGUAAUACCUGUAGGGAGACAGAUUCUCUGUAUGUUUAGUUAACAAAUUCUUUGUAAUGUAUUUUUUUAGAAAUCUUAAAAUUGCCUUUGCGCUGAAAUAUUUUCAUAGCUGUUUCUAUCCCUUUAUUCAUUUAUUUGUUAAUAUACCACAUCUAAUUUUUAAAGUACGUUUUUAAAGCUUUUAUUUUUUAAGUUGAUGAACUUUUGGCCACUUUGCAUUUAAAUUCUGGUGGGCGUUUUGGCCGAGUAUCUCCAUAUCUGAUGAAUGUGAAGAUUCAGGUUUGAUUUUAUUCUCUACACCUGUGUCCCCGGCGGCAGUGAUUAGUUGAAGGCCUAUUUAGAGCACAAUAUUUCGCUUGCUGAUUCUUCACAGUUGAUUGCGAUUAUUGUCUGCUUUUUGAUUUGUUUUUCAUUUCCGUCCUUCGGCCUUAAAAUAGAAGCUUCUCGAGGGAUGGUUUGGUACCCUCUGAUAACGCACGUCUCGUUGGGAAAGUCGCUAACCCCUUGCGUGCUCCCAGUGUCUCUUACAAGGUUGUUAGGGAAUCCUCCGUGAGUGCGCCUGAUCGGUGACGCGGGCCCGGGGCGGGAGGUAGAGCGGCAGAGCCCUCCGGGAUGAGUGUGUGCGUGGGACCCAGUGCGAUCUCUCACCUGCACGAGUUCCUGUUUACUUGCCUUAAACUGACCUGAAAGCAAGUCCUGUCAACUGUGAGUGUUUGUUUUGGAAACCUCGUUCAGGACUGCCCACGUUAAUGAAUUGCCAACCCGUGAUCUCCCACACGGGUCCCAGCAUCUGGUUCCCAAGCCGCACACCAUCCCCUUCAGAGCAGGUCACACUAACACACAGGUGGUCCCCACCACGUCCCCGCCUCCUGUUUUCAGCUCUGUGUCCACUCAGGGCCACACAGUACGCGCACAUACAGGCUCCCUGGGCCCUGGCCAUCCUGCCCGCUUCCUGAGGGGACCCUGCCAGGAGCUCCAGGAACACAAGGCUUGAGCCUCGUGCCCUGAUAGGACACCGGAGGCGGGCACGGCAGCCCCGGGGGUGAGACGGGGCUGCGGAUGGACAUGCUGCAACGCCUCCUCCUUGGGAAGACCCCCCACGGCUCUGCCCUCGGGACAGGGCAGAGAGCAGCGUCCGGACCGUCCGAGCCGCGGGGCCUCUGCGAGCCUCCGGGAGCACCGGCCGGCCCUCUGCCGCGGGCGGCGGGCAGAAGAGGCAUCCUCCCGUUGGCAACUCCGGUGCGAACCCAGCUUGGCUAUUCCUGUGCAUUUGACUCCAUAGGGUGAACGCCGACCAGAUGAGCCCCUCGUGGUGGCCGGGCCUGCACUUGGGAAGGAGGCCCAGGCGCCCAGCUUCUGCAGUGACGGGUUCUAGAGUUGUAGUUUGGCCUGGUGAGAUUUUGCAGCUUUAAGUACCAAAAUGUCUCCUACAUGCUGUUCUAAUUAGUCUCAAAUUGUUGCAUAUCAACCAAAUGCCCAGUGCGGCCUAAAGGGAGUUUCCUGGCCUUUUUCUUUAAAACCACUGAGCUCACCGGUGUUGCACUGACCGGAGUAACCCAGUGCAAUUCCUCCUCCUUUCCUCGGAAAGCCGUUAUUUAUUUAACAGCUCCGCGUCACAUUUCCGUGUGCAGUUUCUUGCCUUCUACGUUUCUUUUAGAAGCUUCCCAUUUAAAAACAGGAAAAAUGUCAGUCGGCAAAUACAUUUUUUUGAGUUAGAGGGUAGGUGAAUGAGAAUGAGAAUCAUUCUGAUGUUGUCUAUAAACAAAGCUUUAAUGAAGAUGCAUCGGAAGUAUUACUAAAGUGUGAUUCUACUUUUGCAGAAAAUAAAGAUCAGUUUAUAUAGCUUUAUUUUUUACCUUAUCAAAAUAUACAGAAUUUUAAUAUGCAUAUAUUGUCUCUGACUUAAAACUAUGAUGUGUGUCUGCAUUGCCAUUUAAAAUGUCUAUUCAUUAUGUAAUGUGAUAAAAGAGAAUCUUCAAAAUGUAUUUAACAUGAAUGGUAUCUGUAGUUGUCAUCAUCAUAAAUACUGGAAUUUAUUUUUAAAUUAUUGAACAUAAUAGGUGCGGUUAAGGUAAUAAAUCAGCCUCCAGGUAGUCAGGUUUAAUUGAUAAUGAUUCAUUAACCCACUUUGAAAAAUUAAAUUGUGAUUAAACCAAAUCUUACACUUUGUAAAGUUUAUUUUGUAUGCUACUGUUUUUAACUUUUAUUUCUGUAGAUAAAAUAUGACUUAAUUAUAUCAGA
This is a messenger RNA of Mirounga angustirostris (Northern elephant seal), 8514 nucleotides long. It is a transcript of the gene ATP11A, whose product is annotated as ATPase phospholipid transporting 11A. Lineage: Eukaryota; Metazoa; Chordata; Mammalia; Carnivora; Phocidae. The record is from RefSeq and is a predicted model, not a curated record. Gene Ontology annotation, cellular component: recycling endosome; plasma membrane; endoplasmic reticulum. Gene Ontology annotation, biological process: phospholipid translocation. The transcript is spliced from 30 exons. Gene Ontology annotation, molecular function: magnesium ion binding; ATP binding; ATP hydrolysis activity. The coding region runs from base 119 to 3523 and encodes 1134 amino acids.